Dermacentor andersoni is the source of this 688-nucleotide messenger RNA. RefSeq lists its product as uncharacterized. Lineage: Eukaryota; Metazoa; Arthropoda; Arachnida; Ixodida; Ixodidae. The record is from RefSeq and is a predicted model, not a curated record. Gene Ontology annotation, biological process: symbiont-mediated perturbation of host defenses. Gene Ontology annotation, molecular function: amine binding.
GGUUAAUCCACAAUUCGACAGCAAGUAGCAAUGCGUGAUGGGCAAGUUGUUGCCUGUUGUGGCGCCGUCAUCGUCACCGUAGUUCUUUCAUCCGUGGCAUCCACAUUGCCUGAAAGAAAGAGUUACCUCUCUCCGUUUCAAGAUGCUUGGAAGGCGUUUUUUCAGACCUCCGUCUUUGUGGUGUACCAAAGAUCGUUCGAACGUGACCUCCUUCUCGGAGGGGACGGCCAGUGCUUCCAUGGGAGAAUCUACAAGUGGAAUCACGAAGAAAAAUACUCCCUUGCCGAGACGUAUUACUGGGACAACGCGACGGCGAAAAUCAUAAAGAAGCCUGUAUACUUAUACCCUGAAGCAACCCCAGGAUAUGAGGUGCCGAAUGCAAUGGCGGUGUCUCCCUACAAAGGCAAGCUUGUGUCCAUCUACUAUCCAUUCGUGGUCUCAGAAUAUGACAACUGUGAUAUACUCCGUUCUCCAAGGCACGACAAUGGCUGCGAGCUCUGGGUCACCCGGCAGGGGGUGCAGAACGUCCGCAGCGCCUGCCUUUUCAUCUACGAUCUCUUAUGCGGGCCUAACAAGUUUCAAAAGUACGACGAGGAAUUCUGCAGAGAUAAAAUUCAGAUUAGGUAAUAAAUGCCUAAUGCCUCACUCUUUUGAAUCACGUGUGCCUCAUUUGUUUGCCUUUGCGCCA